AUGGCCCGUGCGUCGCAAGGCCACGGCUCGAGCUUGGCAAAGAGGCUGUCGCUCAGCUUGCUUGUGUCCGUGUCGACCCUCAUGGCCAUGUGCUCCAAGAAAGCAAGCCAAAUCUCAAGGAAGCUCAUCAAAGCCAAGCCAAAGAGUUCAAGAUUCAUGCCAAAACUACCAUUAAGGUGUCCCGGCAAACAGGUCUUCAUCACGAAAAUCACCAGAAGAAACAAGAAGAAGGCGGCCUACGGCGAAGAAGAUGGCAAUGAGGUCGCCGGAGACGGAGGGGUGUGGCGGAGGACGAUCCUGAUGGGGGAUCGAUGUCAGCCUCUGAACUUCUCCGGCGUAAUUUACUACGAUGAGAACGGCAACAGACUAGACCAAUUGCCGCCGAGAUCGCCGCGCCGCCCAGCGAGUCCCUUGCCGGGCUACCUCACAAAUGCAUUUAAAUAG
This is a messenger RNA of Rhodamnia argentea, 444 nucleotides long. RefSeq lists its product as uncharacterized. Bases 1 to 444 code for a protein of 147 amino acids. The transcript has a single exon. NCBI's taxonomy places the organism in Eukaryota, Viridiplantae, Streptophyta, Magnoliopsida, Myrtales, Myrtaceae. The record is from RefSeq and is a predicted model, not a curated record.